GCAGCAGUCUUUAACACAGCCCAGCCAGCUCUCUGUGCAUUCAUAUUAGAGGCAACACAGGAUACACACUCACACACACACACUCACUUAAUCAUAUCUCAAACUGGAGUCAGAGUGAGGAAACAGAAUGUCAGGAAAGGAAGCUCUGAAGCCAGUGGGAAAGCAGAGUUUGCCUCACGUCUGUGGAGCUCCUUUCUGAAGAGUGGAAGAUUAAAUUCACAACAGCGGGCAAAUAUCUGAAGAUUUUUUUUGUUUGCCUUUUUGGAAAAAGACCAGAAAACUAAAAAAGUGGUAAGUAUAAGAAUCUCAACUUUUACUUGGAUACCACCCUCAAGAUCUGGAGAAGACGUACAUCAGGAGGAAAUUCUUGAAAUUCUCUUUGUCUCCGACCACUCACCGCUCCUCAGGUCUCUGAGUCCCAUCAUCAUCGAACUGCAGGAGGACACAUCCUCAGGUUUAUACCACACAAUAAGACCACUAAGAAGAUGAGUCUGUCACAGAACGGGACGCUGGAGAAGACAAUGUCUGAGCAGGCCCCCUCUGAGCCACGCUCCCCCUCCAGAGUGGGUUCAGGGGUCGUGGUGCCGCCUCCGUACUCACUGGGCUGCAGCGAGGCCGCUGAAUCCCCCCUGGAGCUGAGAGGCUCUCUGGACUGCUGGGCCUGCUCUGUGCUGGUCACUGCCCAGAACCUCAUCAUCGCGCUGAUCAAUGGUGUGCUGGCUGCCAUCGUGUUCGGCACCAUCCUCACCCCUGCUCUGACUAUGGUCAUAUUUGGUUUUCUCUGCCACUCCACGGUGCAGCCCCAUGGAACAUCCCUGUACUGCUCAGACGUGCUGGAUGACGGCGGCUGCGUGGCCUUGCUGGUUGUGGGUUUCCUGCUGCUCACCCCUCUGCUGGUCCUGGCUCUGGCGGCCUACUGUCGCCUGGCCCGACACCUCCAGCUGGGCAUGUGUUUCAUCCCCUACAGCCGCGCCGUCUACAAGAACCUACCCUUGUCACGCCACCAGAGGUCUGAUGGGGGAGGCUGCUGUGGUCAGCAGGGAGCUUCAGAGAGGGAGGGGAAGGGCAGCAUAUGGGUGUAGGAGAGGGGAUGAAAGGAGAGGAGAGGAGAGGAGAGUAAAGGGGAGGAAGAAUGUCUAAAUGAUUGUAAGAUGUAUCCAUUGAGUCAUUUUGUUUGUUUAGUUAUUUUUUGUAAGGAGUUGGAGUUCAAUAUUGCCUUUGUAUACUAUUCCACUUGUAUUUUUUUAUACUUUUUAAAAACAGUGUUGUUUGACCAA
This is a messenger RNA of Paralichthys olivaceus (Japanese flounder), 1277 nucleotides long. RefSeq names its product transmembrane protein 88 a (gene tmem88a). The record is from RefSeq and is a predicted model, not a curated record. NCBI's taxonomy places the organism in Eukaryota, Metazoa, Chordata, Actinopteri, Pleuronectiformes, Paralichthyidae.